CAGAUACGUUUAUGCUUCGUAUUGCGGUAGUUAUCAACAGCUCCCUGGUGGGAGCUAGACGCUGCAUAAGCAUGUGUGGAUGAGACCGUCCCUGUCCCAAGCAGCUAGUGAUGACAAAUGCAUUGGAAAUAGUUGCUGGAGGCUUCCAUCUCCCUCUAAUUUGGGUUAUGAUGGCAGGUCUCUCCCAGGAGAUGGUCAGUAUAUCCAAGGAGCCCUGAGCAGGCAGGACUGAGGAUUGCACCUGGCAGUCUAGGGGCAAUGUUAACCUUGAAAACAGCAGCUUGCCCGUGGAGCAACAUUUAAUGUUCGCUUGCAUUGUCUCAUCCUCCUGCGCUGAGGCGAAAGGCUCGGGGGCACAGCUGCCUACGCGCCCAAACGUGGCUGCAGAGAGCUUUGUUUUUGGAAUGACUCCGUGCGCGGGAAUUGGCAUUGCCCCUGUCAGAUGGGGUUUUCUCGUGCUGUUGAAGGGCGUCUGUGCCGGGAGGACUCUCUCUGCAGAAGAGGUUCAGCACAAUGAGUUGGCAUCCUAGGUGUUAGCAGUGUGAGGAGAUCAGGACGGGUGCUGCUCUGCUCACCCUUUACCCCCUCGCUCGUUCUCCUCGGGGAGACGGGUGCUGGCAUCCCUGCCCUGCCCUUCCAUCCCUUGACGCCACUCGCCAUAGAGGGGACGGGCCCGUUAUGGCUGGGGACAGGCUCCCACGCAAGGUGAUGGACCCAAAGAAGCUGGCCACCCUCCUGAGGAAUGGAGCGGAAGGCACCCUGGUCAUUGACAGCCGCUCCUUUGUGGAGUACAACUCCUGGCAUGUCCUCAGCUCUGUCAACAUCUGCUGCUCCAAGCUCGUCAAGAGGAGGCUCCAGCAGGACAAGGUCUCCAUCACAGAGCUCAUCCAGCCUGCCUCCAAGAUGAAGGUUGAGGCAGAAGAGCACCAGGACGUGGUGGUCUAUGACCAGAGCACGCGGGACGUGACCGGCUUGGCUGCUGACAGCUUCCUCUCCAUCCUCCUGGGCAAGCUGGACAGCUGUUUCCACAGCGUCUCCAUCCUCACAGGAGGCUUUGCCACCUUCUCGUCCUGCUUCCCAGGGCUCUGCGAGGGGAAGCCAGCUGCCAUCCUGCCGAUGAGCAUCUCCCAGCCAUGCUUGCCUGUGGCCAACAUCGGCCCCACACGCAUCCUCCCACAUCUCUACCUGGGCUCCCAGAAAGAUGUCCUAAACAAGGACUUGAUGACACAGAAUGGGAUAAGCUAUGUUCUCAAUGCCAGCAACUCCUGUCCCAAGCCAGACUUCAUCUGUGAUAGUCACUUCAUGCGCAUUCCUGUCAAUGACAACUACUGUGAGAAGCUCCUUCCCUGGCUGGACAAGUCCAUUGAAUUCAUUGACAAGGCCAAGGUGUCCAGCUGCCAGGUGAUUGUGCACUGCUUGGCUGGGAUCUCCCGGUCAGCCACCAUUGCCAUUGCCUACAUCAUGAAGACCAUGGGUAUGUCAUCAGAUGAUGCUUACAGGUUCGUUAAGGACCGUCGCCCAUCCAUCUCACCCAACUUCAACUUCCUGGGCCAGCUCCUGGAGUAUGAGAGGAGCCUGAAGCUCCUCAAGGCCCUGAAGUCAAAGGGUGACCGGGGCGAGGGGGAUGCCCAGCAGGACCUGUCAGAGGCGGCUGAGGGCAGCCGGCACCCCCCACCACCUACCUCAGAGAAGGCCGAAGAGGUGCCGAGAGGUGCCAGCCCAGUGUCCCCACACAGCGAACCCGAGCGGCCCGGCGGGACCCCGAAGGUCCUGUCGCCCACCACCCUGCAGCAGGGGCUCAACGGCUUGCACCUCUCCUCCGAGCGCAUCCAGGACACCAACCGCCUCAAACGCUCCUUUUCCCUGGACAUCAAGUCCGCCUACGCACCCGGCCUGCGGCAGGAACCCCCUGGACCUCCUGGCCCCGGGGAUGGCCCCAAACUCUGCAAGCUGGACAGCCCCUCGGGCCCUAGUGGCCUCAGUCCCUUCUCCCCGGGGGCGGACAGCCCCGACCGGCCGAGUGGGCCCGACCUCCUGCUGGAGGCCAAAGUGAGGCAGCGGCGGAAGCACCGGCACCCGGCGGGCUCGCCGGCCCAUGGCCUCAGCCUCAACGUUGGCGGGGCCUGUGCUGCACGCAAGAGCCCCAGCGCUGAAGACGGGCUGCCCCCGCGGCUCAGCCAGCCAGCUGCCGCCACCACCACUGCCACCUGGAGCGGGGUGCACCUGGAGUCCCCAGGCACCCCCUGCAGCGAGACCGGCUGGUACUUCGGUACGGACUCUGGUGGCGCCGGCAGCAGUGGCGGGAGCCUGUUUGCCAGCACCGGCCCAUACCCACCGCCCUUUGGCUGUGGCGGGGUGGCCGGCGGCUGCGAGAUCAGACUGAGGGACAAGGCGCGGGCUGAGCCGCGGGAUGGGCGGCACAGCUGGCACGAGGAGGCUGGUGCUGAGAAGCAGUUCAAGCGGAGGAGCUGCCAGAUGGAGUUUGAGGAGACCAUGUCUGAGGGAAGGGCCCGAGAAGAGCUGGGCAAAAUCGGCAAACAGUCCAGCUUUUCGGGCAGCAUGGAGAUCAUCGAGGUGUCCUGACACCAACCCAGGGCACCUGGAGAGCGGGGACGGGGUGAGGGGGUAUUUAAGCUGGGGGGAGAGGGGAGGGCGACGGUGGGGGUGGGCAGGGAGUAUUUAUACCUGCUCGUGCAUUUUUGGGAGUGCACGCGCUGAAACUGAAGCGAAAGUGGAUGAGUCUUUCCAGAGUCAGGAAACAUAACGGUGCAUGCUUAGUGUCCCUCCUGCACCUGCCCUGGUCAUUGUCCCCCAUCUCCAGGGGGUCCCAGCCCUCAGAAACCCACAUUCAAAAUUAGGGCAUAAAAUUCUAACGGGAAAGGGACAGAGGUUGCAAUUUUGGAUGUGUGAAUACGGCACAGUGCCUGUGGGGGGGCCAUGGCUGCCCCUUCCCUGCACUGUGGUGCACUAAGCAUGCUCCUUCAUGUUUCUCUGGCUAAAUAUCCUAAAAAUGCUGCACUGGAGCAGCCCUAUACAUAUAUAAAUAUAUAUUAUAUAUAAUAUAAAGAGAAAAAUGAAAACACACACACAAAGGAAAAGGUAAAUGGUUUUACUGCAAUUUUUAUUGAGACGUAAAUAAUAUUUCAAUUUUUUUCUUUGUUUUUAAUUUAUUGAAGCUGUUCAUUCUGGCAAUGAUUUGCAGACAAUGUGGGGCGGUACUUUCAGCUCUAUUUUUACUGUGUAUGGUAUUUAAAUCUAAAAUACGAGUUUCUAAGCAAUAUAUGAGGCCUGUGGCUCCUUCUAUAGCUCAUGUCGACGACAAAGAUUUCCCCCCCUUUCCUCUGGGCACAGUGACAAGGGGACAGGAGACUCUUCUAGGCCCUUUUUCUAGAAAUGAACAAGUGAUCAAGCAAACUAUAAAACCUUCUUACAACAUAAACUGAGCCAGAAAGCUCUCUUCUGGAAGCUGCUGCUGCUGCUUCACCCCUUGGUCUCUGUUUGCUUUAUGUCCCCAUCCUGGCCAUCAUCCCGUUCCAGCCAUCAUCCUCAUCAAUGCCAUCACCCCAUCCGGGCUGUACCCCCCUCCCCUGCCCUGGGCUGCCCAUUCUCGCUGGAGAGGGUGAGAAGGGAGUCACCUAAAGCGUAGGGAAGUGUGCCAGGUGUCACCUCCAGCUGUGCAGGGAAGGGGAAGGCAUCAGAGGCUGCCACAGUGGUGGCAGGGAGGGCUGGUGGUAUCUGGGAUUUUUUGCUGGGGGAUGUCCUGCUUGCCUGCCUCAGCCUCUCAGUUCCCCCUCACCUCAGCCACCUUGCUUAGGAGGUAUGGGCACCAUUUUCCCUUUGGCACUGGUGGUUUUUCAGGCUUUCCCCACCCUUCACUUCACAUCCAAGAAGCAUGGGGACCAUGUUUGCAGGCACUGGGACUCCUCUGGCCCUGUUCCCCUCAGGGCUGGCUUCCCUCCUUCCAGCUGGCUGGACAUGAAGCACUGCAAGCACACAGGGGGCACAACCAACUUACUUUCAGAGGUGUUUGGCUGCUUCCCCCCAUCCUGGUGGGUAGCCAAGCUCUUGCCCCCCAACCCCAAUGCCAGGCUUGCUGAGAAGUUGCUUUCCGGAGCUGUAGGCACUGAGCUGCCUCUGCUGCAAAGCACUUCUCUCCCUGUGGCUGUCUUUGCUUUCUCCCUCAUUUCACACUAGUUUGCAAAGCUAAUACCUCAGGGGUCUCCAUUCAUGCAUGUCUGUGUCCUGUGUCAUCCUUGGAGUGUUGUUUUUUCUUUUCUGGGUCUGCACCAUUUCUCUCCCUUUCCUUUGUUCCUCGUCUCGUUGUUUGUUUCUAUCUUUAAAUCAAACUACAUAUGACAAAACUAAAUUAUCUCAGGUUUAAAACUGAACACAAAGCAGAGGUGUGAGGAGCUGCAAUUGUGCAAGGAGGGGCUGCUCACUUCAGCUGGUUGCUACCCCAACCACUUAUGUCUGCAGUUGAGAUGAGACACCCAAGAGGCUCAUUGCUCUCUUCAGGCCAGCUUUAAUUUUUCUGGUUUUCUGUAGGUGAGAUAUUGGGGAAUCCCCACAUGUUCCUGGCUGGUUCCCCAAGGUGUGGUGGAGAGGGACAGUGAUGGCUGAGGAGCCAUGGCCCACCUGCCUCUCUCUUCACAUCACUUUCAAUGUGGGCAAGAGAUCACCCCUCAAAAGCCCACCAUCACCCAUUGUUGCCUUCAGUAACCACCUCAAACCAGCUCAGUGUUGCCAACCUGAACAUUUCUCCCUUCUGGCCCUGAAAGGACAAUGACACUAUUUUCUAAGCUCCCUUUUUAUUUUCCAAUAAGUAUUUGGGUCCAUUCUGAGAGCUGGGCAGCUAUUCAGGAGCUGUACUUGCAGCAGGGUCUCCAAAGACAGUAUUGAUGUCAAGUCCAAGGAUGGAGGGCAAAAGGCUUCAUCCUCCCUCCAGGAAGCCUCCUGAGCCCAGGGUGAGUGUCACAUACCUCCUACCCAGCCAGCACUGCUGGUCCCCCUUCCCCUGUUGCUGCCCUUGGCAGUGGCAUCUCUUCCCAUGCAUGCCAGGGGUCAUCACAGGCUGAGCUCUGUUCUGUAUCCUCUGUAUCGCUCAGUUCCUGCCCAUCCCAUAGUCCUCCAGGGUUGAUGCCAGCAUGGAUCACCUGAGCUCCCGUCAGGCAAGUUACUGGCAGGAGCUGUUUAGGUGUAGCUUUGGGCAGUGAAGAGGGGGCCAGAUGACUUCCCAAGUGAUUUAGUAAAAAGAGGACAAUAGGUCAGCACAGCCAGGUGUGGAGAUGAGACGAGGUGCUAGCAAUUUGUGUAACUCAUCCUGUUAGCUGACACAGUGUAUUCUGAACACAAAAAAACCAGCUGGAGUAAGUCAGAAAGGAGAGAGCAAGUGUUGUAAACGGGACUCAAAAUGUCUGCAAAGAGGCAGAUAAUGUGGUUUGCUGCCUUUUUUUUGCCCUUUUUUUUGUUACUCUGCUAUGUCCCUGGGUGCUCCUCAGCCACGUUCAAGACUUUAGACCCUACAGACUCCUCUCUCCUCUGAAACAAGAGCAAGGAGAAGUAGAUUUUAAGAUUGGUAGAUCAUAACUGCCAAGACACAUUUAUGACCCACCUCUGCAGCCUUAUUUUGAUGUACUUUGUGUUCAUUUUUCCCCUUUAUGUUGGAUGUAUGCACUAGAAGCCCUCUCACGGGCACUAUUUUUAGGUUACAUCCAGAAAAUAACCCCUGAUGGAGCAUCCCUGCCUGAGUGUCCCCUGCAGUGCUGACCCAAAGCCACCAGGGUCACUGAGGGCUUUGCGCUUUAAUGAUUUUUCUUAAAAUCAAACUGUCUAACAGACCACUCUGUCCAUGAACGAGACAAUUGUGAGUUAUCACACAGAAGGAUGUGCUGGCUGGUAGUUCUCCCCAUCAUCUCUCAGUCAAGACACUUUAUGGGCUCUCACAGACAGACACCUCAACCCAAAGCCCCACUGGAACAAAAAAAUAAUCUUUCCAUGCCAGUCUGAUGAUGGAACAUUUAUUCAGAGGGACCUGAGUAAUAGAAGUGUGAGCAGAGGACAGGAAAGGUCUCUCCUGUCAAGGGAGGAAUCAACAAAGCUGUUGAGCGACCGAUGGUCAUGGCAGCAGCAAUGGCUGAGCUUUCCACCACAUGAAGGAUGGAGUAAACCACAGCAUUCCUUCAGACUAGAAGGAAUAUCUCACCCUUCCUUCCAACCCAUGCCUGUCCCUGGAGCUCAGCUUCCCAGCUGCCUUCUUCCCAGCAGCCUUUUGAGGGACUGAGCAAAGCUGGGGGAGGGCCAGCGAUCAGCUUGGCAACACUGAGCCAGAGGCCUGGGUCAGAGCAGGCUGGUCCCUGGCCUCAGCAGCAGGGUCCCCAGCCCCUGCUGCCUUCCUGGCCCUUCUCUCUACUUGUUUCUUUGGAUGUCCAUUCCCAUUACAUCUGCCCCUUAAGAGAUGAUGCCCCCAGAACCCCCUCCUGCUGUCCCCUUCCCCUUCCCAUCCUUAAUACUAAUGAUAAUAAGCUAUCAGUGUUGUCAUUGCAAUCUAUGAAUGAUAGAUUUGAGUAUUUAUGAUUACAAUUAUUAUGGUUAUGAUUCUGUACUUUUUUGCUUCUUACUCUUUGUAUGUUGCUCUUUGUUUCUGUGUUGUGAAUAAAUGCAAGGCCCCAUCACACCUUCUCUCUGCUCCCCGCAGCUGGGCUGGGGCUGCACUAGGCACAGCUCCCAGCUGUCCCAAGGCCUAGGAGGCAAACCCUUGUCAGAGGAGCUGAAGGGUGGUGCUUCCUAAGGGUAUAAAGACACCCAUAUCUGGGGCAGAUCCUUCAUUCUUCCCAUUCUGCAGCUACUCUCCCCUGUACAGGCUCCUGCUCAUGUUUGCAAGAGGCAGGAACCCACUGGCACCAAGAACAGAAGAUUAAAUGGUGAAAGCUUAAAGCUUUUUGUAACAGCUUAAAGGAACAUUGGCCAGGCACCCAGCUUGUGGAGUCAGCUCCCUCCAGGUUUCUGUCCUCUCACCUUUUUCUGCUGACUGUGCCUACAGACUUGAUCUUCAUCUGCAGGGGCUUCUUGUUGUGCCAUGGCAGCUGGUUUGCAAAGUUCUCCCAGCUCAGCCGAGCCCAUGCACUGGUGCCCUGUUUUAGCCAGGUGACCCGGGCUUUCUUAACUUGAACAGCACAGCCUAGGGAGGACACAUGGCCGGUGCUAGUGCAAGCUUAGUGGCAGAGCAGUAAGGAGAGAUAUGAGCAGGCUCCGAUACCUGGAGGGAUUUAGAAAGGGGCUGGGAAUGGGGCUGGAAACAGCCUUUAUCCAACACUGAUGAAUCAGGGUGUCAUAAGUGGACAGACUCUGGUGCUGCUUUUUUGCACCUGUCGCCUGGGCUCCUUGUACAACAUUGAGGAUUCCAGAUGCCUGUAAGGUGAAGGAGGAGACAUUAGACAAAGGGCAGAGGAACCCCAUCUGCACCACAGUACAAAACACUCUCUGUACUGCGCCAGCCCCAUAAAGAGUCAUUUUAAUUUGUGGAGUUUAACACCGCCCUUCUCCAAGCAGCCUGGGCACAGUGUGUUGUCUCUGUCAUGAGACAUGUCUCUGUCAUGACUUUGCUUUGCUGUGGCUUGGGGUCCUUCUCAUCAUACUGUGCUAAACUCAUUUCCAAGGCUGCCCUGAGACCACACCAGAGAGCAGAGAGCUCAGGUCUCACCCUUUUCUUGGGGGACCCUGGCAGACCCCUGUUGGGGUCCCAGUCCAGCAUCACCCUUCCUACCUCACCUGCCUUUGGGGCAGCUGUGGAUGGGGAGGGAGCAGGCGGGUCCCGACAACACAGGGGCUGAGCCUCCUCAGCUCCCACCCUCAUCCCUGCAGGAUCAGGCCCUUCCUCAGCAAGCACAACACGGGGAGGGGGGUCUAUGCCCACCCUGGCAUAUCUGGAGACUCCUGAGCAGGGAAGAGAGGGUCUGGCCACCAGCCCCACCAUGCUCCCUUCCUUGCUGCCCAUUUGGCCAGUGCCGGCAUCAGACCCGGGAAGACACCCUGUCCCUGCCUCAUGUUUAUUUAUUUAUUACCAGAGGCUGUAAACAGCAGUGCUUUUCUACCCUCUACUUUCUUUUCCUUUCUUUUGUAUUUUGGAACAAUGUGUUGUAAUAAAUACCCAAAUAGAUGUUUUAA
This is a messenger RNA of Columba livia (rock pigeon), 8163 nucleotides long. RefSeq names its product dual specificity phosphatase 8 (gene DUSP8). Gene Ontology annotation, molecular function: protein tyrosine/threonine phosphatase activity; MAP kinase tyrosine phosphatase activity; MAP kinase tyrosine/serine/threonine phosphatase activity. The transcript has 7 exons. The record is from RefSeq and is a predicted model, not a curated record. NCBI's taxonomy places the organism in Eukaryota, Metazoa, Chordata, Aves, Columbiformes, Columbidae. Gene Ontology annotation, cellular component: cytoplasm. Gene Ontology annotation, biological process: negative regulation of MAPK cascade; protein dephosphorylation. Bases 679 to 2583 code for a protein of 634 amino acids.